AAUUCACCCUACACCAACCACUCCAAGCCCCACCAAACACUAUCAGUCACUCUACCAUCAACCCUUUUCACAAUAACAAGUGCCUACAUACAUUAGUCUGACGAUAACGCAUUAAGAAUUCGUCAUGGCUGUCGUCUCCAGCAUUCAAGGUACCUGGUACAAUGAAUUGGGAUCUAAAGUGAUCAUCAACGCUGUUGGCCCUCUCGGGGUUUUCAGUGGGGAGUACCAUACGGCUGUCGAAACUGACGAGGACGAAAUACCUCCCACUCCGCUUGUGGGAAAAACCGCUGACACUGGUGAGAAUGAUACAUUUGGCAUGACCGUGGUGUGGCGGGGUGGCAGCUCCGUCACCAGCUGGACCGGACAGCUUCAUGUCUGUGGCGGCGAAGAGACCCUCAUGACUACAUGGAUACUGGCGUCAAAGGUGGAGACUUGUAAAGAGAACUGGGAGGCAUACAGAAUUGGCCAGGACUUGUUUAAAAGGUACAAGUUCAAGCAUGACGACAUCCAUACCAUGAGAGACUUGGCUCGUCGGCAAAAGGACGAAAAAUAGACCGGAGAACGGAUGUACUCGUAUGGUGUUGCUGAUCGAACAAAGGAUUGACUAGCCUCUCUUUUAAAAUACUAACAGUUUUAAAAUUCAAGCAUACAAUACUUUUUAUGGAACGAUUUUUGUUUUUUUGAUUUUUUUUGGCUGAUUAGAACUAAACGGCUGGAUCAAUUUUUAGGGUUUUGGAGUAUAUUUUUGUUUCCUUUAAAACAAAGUAUACUUUGAGUUGUUUAACCGUUUGAUUUGUUUAGUCCUAUUAUAAAUGUAGAUGCAUGCAAUAAAACUAACAUUUUUAAAGGUGGUUGUGUUUUUAGUAAAUGUCCACAGAUUUACAUUAAACUUACAGG
Molecule: messenger RNA, 897 nt
Organism: Asterias rubens (European starfish)
Lineage: Eukaryota; Metazoa; Echinodermata; Asteroidea; Forcipulatida; Asteriidae
Product: fibropellin-3-like
Exons: 4
Coding region: 125-553 (142 amino acids)
Molecular function (GO): biotin binding
Source: RefSeq, a predicted model, not a curated record